This is a messenger RNA of Drosophila busckii, 1357 nucleotides long. RefSeq lists its product as uncharacterized. Lineage: Eukaryota; Metazoa; Arthropoda; Insecta; Diptera; Drosophilidae. The transcript has 2 exons. The record is from RefSeq and is a predicted model, not a curated record. Bases 73 to 1299 code for a protein of 408 amino acids.
UUGAGUUUCAGUUUGUGUUAUUUUUGUUUUUUUGUUUCUAAAUUAUAAAUUGUAUAAGACGUUGAAUAAGUUAUGCAGCAGCAAAAGUUUGAGUCAGCGUCGAAUUUAGAAACGCUGUUGAAUAAAUUUAUAGGUCAAGGUGAUGGCACAAAGGCAAAAGAUGAAACUGAAGCGGAAGCGGAAACGAAAGCGCAAGAGACGCUGCUGCAGGAGUUUAAUGCAAAGCGGCGAGAUGAGCUCGAGCCAGAGCCAGAGCCAGACAUAAGAUUGACGCCGAGCAAUAUUACGCUGCGUGCCGAUGAGCAUCAACAGGAGCUGCAAAUUAUUGAUGCACAGAUCAGGCUAAGGGCGCACACCCUGCGACGCUUCGAUGAGAUCAGCCAGCAGCUGCAGCAGCAGCACAGCUGGAGCAGCGAGGCGCGCAUGCUGCUGUUUGCCGCAGCAGCAGACAGCGAUAGCUAUCGCAGCAGUCUGGUGCCUGUGCCGCCGCUGUUCAUGGGCAACAGCUACUAUGAUAUUGAGGGAGUGCGCAGAAUUGUGUCCAGCUGGCCAAGCUGCGCCACAUUGCAGCAAAAGCUGCGCGCACAUGGCCGGCUCAAGAGUCUGGCAGCGGAGGCAAGCAGCAUUGAGCUGCUGCACUGGGUGCUGGUGCGGCAGACGCAGCCCAAGCUGCGACAGCUGCACGUUACACAGCUGCGACGCAUAUGCAAUAAGCUGCAGCUAAAGCCGCCGCCGCCGCUGCCACGCCCACAGCAGCUGCUGGUGGUCAUAAGUCAUGCGCAACGCUCGAAGGCGCAUGGCCACAGCGCAUGGCAGCAUCUCUAUCUGGCCUGUCCGCUGCACUUGCUCUAUCGCUUGCUGGCCACAGGCGAUGUGGACGCGCAAGCUGCGCCACAGCUGCGUCUCUAUGCAUUGCCCGAGCUGGCGCUGGCACAAGCUGCACAGUUGCAAGCACAGCCCAGCAGCUGGGCGCACUCACGCUUUGGCCGCUCGCUGCGCUGUCUGCUCAUCUGUCAGCUGCAGCAGAGCAAGCAAGCAACGGAGCCAGCUCCAAGCGAAUUCCUAAUAAGCGAUGCCAGCAAUCUACGUGCGCUCUAUUUGCUGUUCUAUGAUAAUGAAAAUGCGCUGCAAUCUGCUGCUGCUGCGUAUCCCAACAACAUUUACGCCAGCAGCAGCAGCAACAUCAACGAACAGCAGCAGCAGCAGCAGCCGCCCCUAUGUGGCUUCUGCAUUGUUGCACACUGGCUCUUGGGACGCUUGAAGCAGCUGCUCUGGCGACGCCCAAUUGCAGUAUUUUGACCUUAACUAUUUUGUAAAUUAUCAGUGGCUAUUGCAAUAAAUAGAAAAUUUCACUUUA